Molecule: messenger RNA, 3162 nt
Organism: Aspergillus ibericus CBS 121593
Lineage: Eukaryota; Fungi; Ascomycota; Eurotiomycetes; Eurotiales; Aspergillaceae
Product: putative C2H2 zinc finger domain protein
Exons: 3
Coding region: 263-2992 (909 amino acids)
Source: RefSeq, a predicted model, not a curated record
CUCGAGUCUCACAUUCAAGGGUACUAUAUAUAUUAGUUCCAGGUCUCUUCUUCCAAAGCUAUUUGACACCCUUUCUUUGCUGCACCUGCUUUCUUUCUUGUUUGUCUGUGUCUGUCAGCUGUAUAGGGGCUCUAUCUCCACCUCGUCUUCGGCUUCCAUUCCUUCCCAUCCAACCCAUCCAAUUGUCCUUGUUCCUUUUGUCUUCCUAGACGACUAAUAGCUAUCUCAUCCCACAUUGUCACUUCAUAUCUCGGUUUCGCCGAUGGAAGAUGGCCCAAGCAACAACGGGACAUAUUCGUCCUUUCAAGGUGAUUUGUUGGCCUACCCAUAUCGACCACACCAGGGUCCUUACCUGAUGCCUGUUGGGCUUCACGAUGCUGCUUCAUCGCAGUACAAUGGAUUCUCGAUUCCCUCGCCAGUGUCGACCUCACGAAGCAUUAGUCCCUUUGAGGGUAACCUACAAGAUAUAGGCUUCCUUGCAAGAGACAACGGGAGCAAUCUUGCAAAUAUAUCUGGUGAUGGAGUCAAUGGCAUACAGGCACCGUCCCUGCAUAUGAGCUCGGAUCCACUCACACUUCUGGUCCCCCCUGUUCCCCCUGUUCCCUCUGUUCUCCCUGUUCCCCAAACUCAGGGUGACAAUCAUGUGAAAAAUCUGAGUGCUGCUCUGGCGCAAGUCACAACCGCGCUUGAAGCUGGCGCUUCAGAGCAGGGAAUAACACGUCUUUAUGAGAUAAAAGAUCUGCUCAGAGUCAACUACGAAAGACACAUCGCCAUGAUCCAGCACCAAAUCGACACUGCUGAGCACUUGCCUCACUCACCUGACUCGCAUGACAACAUGUCCAACAACAGAGUCAGGUAUGUCUGCUACCUCUGUCCUCCGGAGAAUCGCAAGACAUUCCAGGCUCGAGGCACUUUCAGGCGACACGUCUCCUACACACACCAUCGCCAAGUGAUAUACAAGUGCCUUGGCAAUAAUUGCUUUUUUGCAUCAGCAAGGCGGGACAAGGUUUACUGCCACAUGAGAAACCAUCACAACUAUUUAUUGCGAGUGACUCGGGAGCAAUCACAUCUGAUGGAGAUCAGAGUGGCUCCACCCCAUGUAUGUGGGCUGUGCUCGAAGCCCGUAAACUGCUGGGAGGAGUACUUCAAGUGUAUUUCCGAGCAUUGCCGCAUUGGAAAUAGUUCGACGAGCACUAGUGCAAGCCACAGUAGGCGGGGGAGUGAUGAUCGUGGUCCUGGAGGUGGCGGUAGUGGGCAUGGCCACAAUGGAUACCAGUUCUUCGGAAAUGGUUCCGGAGCGAGUGGUUUGCAGCCGUCCUUCCCCUAUGGAACUGGCAACAGCGGAGGCUCUUCACCGAAUGCUGGCCAGAAUUAUGGCUUUUAUGGUACCAGUUUCUCCAAUUGCGUGGACGCCAUUGGCCAAGUCGAUAAUGAGACAAUCUCAAGCGAAUCCAGUGGCGUAACAGAAGCCGCCUCACAUACAGAAUCAACUCCUUCUAGCCCAAGCGACAUGUCCCGUGAGACGGCCGGCGAAGUACUAUCGAGCCUCACAAGCCAGCACAGGUCCCUCGUGCGAGGAGACCGUCCAGCGAGCCUUGCGAGACGUGACUCGGGACAGCGUGGCGACGAAUUCCCGUUAUCUAACUCGUACGAACCUGCUUCAAGACGUAUCUCAGACGAUACCCGUCGCUGCAUAUUGCGGUCUAGCAGCAACCCUUUAGACACCACCCCCAAGCAGGAUCCCCGUUCUGUGGCUAAUAAGUCUUUCAAAAGACAGUGCCAUGGCUGUGGACACCUUUUGGACGACUGCACCAAGUGUCAACUUAUGAAGGGAACCGUUCUCAAGUGCCAUCUGUGUGCAGACAUGGUCUGCAAGACACACGACUUUCGAGAGGUCGAACAAUCGAAAAACUGCAAGCAAUCCAUCGAUGGCAACGAGCUGUCUAGAUUGGAGCGUCCAGUCUCAGAUGAUACUCGGUUCCUAUCGUCAUCCGAUCAAGCAGGAGGUCCGGCUGACCUUUCAAGUGAUAUCGCUUAUGCUAUCCUUGAGGAACAGCUUCACCCGAGUGCGCUGGCCUUUUCAGGUUAUGAAAGUCGUGAAGCCAGCAUUUCAAUGGCACACACGAAGAAGACCUCGAGUACCGGCAGCCUAGGUUCUAUUUGCCCGGGUUCUCAUGCUCCCUCUGCAAGCCACAUGGGCCAUGAUGCAGUGGCACAAACUGUGGCAGCGAAGCUACACACUUCAGCCUCUGAAGGGCUUGAUUACUUACUAGGUGAAAAGACACGGCUAGAAGCACAAGAACUUGCGCAUGAUUGUGACCAUGGUGACUUACAUGGAACUAGGAAACUGGCUCAGACAUACAACCUGCGGUCUCUUAUGAAGCUGCAACAUGAGUUGUACAGCGUCCUUCCUUUCUGUGUUUUGACUAUGGUGGAAGACUUCCUCAAUCAUAUGCACACUUGCUGGUUACUAUAUGAGGCAGUUCUUUUCCACUCAAUGUCACCUUCCUGUCAAUGCGGCCAAGAGGGCGUUUGGACUGACACAACCGAGUCAGCUGGCGAUCGCCGAUACCUAUGCUAUCCAUCGGGGAAACUGCGCCACAGCUCUCCAGCUAGACGCAUUCCGCGCAAAAGGCAUGCCCAGUUGCGAGCGAAACUGCAUGUGAUUGUCGAGCUCAUCGUGCUCCGUGCUGCUGCCAUGAGGAAGAAGUCUAGGAUGAGCCUAUUGACAGAUACUCCGGGUCCAGAGCAGCUAGAGUCCCACGACAUCAACGCAGAGGCUCAAGUAACCAAUCCCGACUCCCAGGGUCCCCGAUAUCUCCAAGUGAUGUUCACUCGCGGCACUGAGGUGGUAGGGGACGUUCUGUCUAACUUGAUAACGGGUGUCAUAUACGCAACAGAAGAAGAGCUGGAUAUUGUGAAGCCCGUUCCGGUAUAUAUGUCGAUGCUUUUUACCGAAAGAUCGAUGUGGGCUGUGGGAGAAGUUGAAUGAAUGACUGCUGACUUAGUAUAUAACGGCCAUUGUUUCACUGUUUCGUUCACUGCUGUGGUUUUUCUGACUUGUUUUUCGAUUUCCGCCUUCGUUAUGACCUGCUAUGAGUUUUGCGAUUCCCAUGUACAUGAAUAUGAUAUGUUCAUGAAUUGACUUGAACAUGAUAGACG